CAUGCUGUUGACAGCAGAAACUGUUGGCUCCAGCUUGCACUGCCCACUGUACCGGAGGGCAGUGGCUUUUCGUGCCGUGAUAGAGGCUGAAUCGGCACCCUCGGCCAUCUUAGAGCGCUUUCUGAGUACACCCAGGAUUGCGUAUAUAAGUGAACAUAGUCAAGGCUUCUACGAUAGCCCUCUGCCUACGAUGGUUAACAUCACAUACGAUACUGCUGGGUCAAUCGUCUGGUUCAAUGCUGCCGCAGAUCCGCCCGUUGAGGUCGUCUACAACCCAGGCGAUAUCGCCUGGGUACUGACUUCGACGGCGCUGGUCUGGCUGAUGAUUCCGGGUGUCGGGUUCUUCUACUCCGGGUUGUUGAGGCGAAAGAACGCUCUUUCCUUGAUCUAUAUGGGCAUGAUUACUCUGGCUACGGUUGCCUUGCAGUGGUUCUUCUGGGGUUUCUCUUUGGCCUUCAGUGACACAGCCAGUCCUUUCAUAGGAGAUCUUGAACACUUUGGGCUCAAGGGCAUUCUAGAGAAACCGUCCAUCGGCAGCCACCGUGUGCCGGCGCUCGUCUUCUGCGUCUAUCAGCUAAUGUUCGCUGCUUUCAGGCCCAUGCUCGCAGUCGGUGCCUUCGCCGAGCGUUCCCACCUUGGUCCAUUGCUCGCCUUCGUUUUCGCAUGGUCCACGCUUGUAUACGACCCCAUCGCAUGCUGGACCUGGAACCAAAACGGCUGGGCAAAAAAGCUUGGAGGGCUUGACUUUGCUGGAGGAACGCCUGUUCACAUCUCCUCAGGGACCGCCGCGCUCGCUAUCUCUAUCUACCUCGGGAAAAGGAAGGGGUAUGGCACGGAGUCACUCGCGUUCAAGCCACACAAUGCGACGUAUGUUAUACUUGGCACGAUCUUCCUCUGCUUUGGGUGGUUUGGCUUCAACGGCGGCUCCGCCCUCGCCGCGAACUUGCGUGCUGCACAGGCCUGCGUCGUCACAAGCAUAGCAGGAAGCGCCGGUGGCUUGACUUGGAUGCUUUGGGACUAUCGCAUCGAGAAGAAGUGGUCAGCAGUUGGUUUCUGCUCAGGUGUUAUCGCUGCCCUGGCUGCUAUCACGCCUGGAUCUGGAUUCGUCGGUGCUGCCGCUGCGGUCCUAUUCGGCGUCAUGGCGGGAACAAUCUGCAAUUUUGCAACGCUGCUCAAGUACUUCGUUGGCUACGACGACUCGCUCGAGAUCUUUGCGUCGCACGCUGUAGCCGGCACCAUAGGAAACAUCCUCACGGCUAUUUUCGCGCAGAAAAGUGUUGCUGGAUUUGACGGAUUCACAGAAAUUAAGGGCGGCUGGUUGGAUGGCCACUUCGUCCAGCUCGCGUGGCAUAUCGCAGACUCAGCUUCUGGACUUGGGUAUUCGUUCGCCAUGACGACAAUCAUCCUCUGGGUUAUGCACUACAUUCCUGGUCUCCGCCUCCGAGUGCCUGAGGAGACGGAAAUCGUAGGAAUCGACGAACGCGAGAUGGGAGAGUUCGCAUACGACUACGUUGCACUCCGGAGGGAGCUCAAGCCUACGGCCUAUUCGAAUAUGACGACGACUACGACUAAGGCUACGCCUACGGUGGUACAAAGAAAUGCCCAAUG
Molecule: messenger RNA, 1608 nt
Organism: Cyclocybe aegerita
Lineage: Eukaryota; Fungi; Basidiomycota; Agaricomycetes; Agaricales; Hemipholiotaceae
Source: the annotation of a GenBank genome assembly